Molecule: messenger RNA, 2243 nt
Organism: Mandrillus leucophaeus (drill)
Lineage: Eukaryota; Metazoa; Chordata; Mammalia; Primates; Cercopithecidae
Gene: GTF3A
Product: general transcription factor IIIA
Exons: 17
Coding region: 1-2145 (714 amino acids)
Cellular component (GO): nucleus
Source: RefSeq, a predicted model, not a curated record
AUGACGCGCUGGCCGCAGGAGCGCCUGGGAGUGGCCGCCAAGCUGGUCCCCAAACAAAACUGGAGCCAAUGCGCUCUCUGGGGUCCUUCACAUCCUGCCACUGAGCGACCCGAAGGAAAUCAGCCACUUCCUGGCUCUGGGGCUUCACCUUUUAAGCUCCCCGGGUCCGCCCUGAGCCGUGGCACGGCCUCGCCUCGCUCCCGCGCCCAGAGCGGCGCUCGCAGGUCCGUGGCUGCCUGCACAGAGCUAGGAGCCCCAGACACGUCCACCUGCAAGGUGAACUAUGCCGUCCUGUGCCAACCAACAGGGAUCAGGGGAAGGUGGACAGAGGGGGUGCACAUCUGUUCCCCUCAACCCCCAACCCCAGGUCAGAUCUCCAUUCCCACAAUAAACGCUUACCUAUGUGACAUCUCUCAGGAUAUUCGAGCUGAUAGUUUUUGGAAGGACAAGAGGGCACGGAGAGUUUCAGGCUCCCAGCGGCCCUGCCCUCUGAACAUCAGACAAUGCUUCUACAACACAGCUUUAAUCAGCAGCAAAAUAAAAUGGGGCUCACUGAAUAAGGCUUACAAAGAUGAUGAGCUCCUGCCUGGGUUUGCAUUGCCUGCUGUGCAGACGAGCCGCAUCUGUGGAUUCCUCCUUAGUCGGACCAAGUUGCCAUCUUUCCCUUGGCGCCGAAGAGCAAACACGUGCCCAGCCUCUGCAGCGACAACCAGGUGUUCUCCUGGACUCACCCUGGCCGAGACCCGCUCGGUGGAGCUGGCAUCUGCCCGGCACUGGCCGAGGCUGCUGGAGUACGGGCUGUCAGGCUGCAGCUGGUUAAGAGUCAGGCUGGCUUCUAACUCACAGGCUCGGGUGCAGGAAGAAGAGGUCGUGGCUUUUUCCGGCACCUUUGUUCCCAUCCCACCUCCAGGGGGCGCCACAUUCCUUCUGAUGGGCAGCCAGCCCCAGCUGAGGGGAACCAGAUGUGAGAGCCGGAAGCGCACCCUCACCCUCCCUUCCCAGCAGCUGGCUAGAAGGCCUCUCUUAAAAGGCCCGGGCGCCAGCGCCCUGGAUCCGCCGGCCGUGGUCGCGGAGUCGGUGUCGUCCCUGACCAUCGCUGAAGCGUUCAUCGCAGCCGGCGAAAGCUCAGCUCCGACCCCGCCGCGCCCCGCGCUUCCCAGGAGGUUCAUCUGCUCCUUCCCCGACUGCAGCGCCAAUUACAGCAAGGCCUGGAAGCUUGACGCGCACCUGUGCAAGCACACGGGGGAGAGACCAUUUGUUUGUGACUAUGAAGGGUGUGGCAAGGCCUUCAUCAGGGACUACCAUCUGAGCCGCCACAUUCUGACUCACACUGGAGAAAAGCCGUUUGUUUGUGCAGCUAAUGGCUGUGGUCAAAAAUUCAACACAAAAUCAAACUUGAAGAAACAUUUUGAACGCAAACAUGAAAAUCAACAAAAACAAUAUAUAUGCAGUUUUGAAGACUGUAGGAAGGCCUUUAAGAAACAUCAGCAGCUGAAAAUCCAUCAGUGCCAGCAUACCAGUGAACCUCUGUUCAAGUGUACCCAGGAAGGAUGUGGGAAACACUUUGCAUCACCCAGCAAGCUGAAACGACACGCCAAGACCCACGAGGGCUAUGUAUGUCAAAAAGGAUGUUCCUUUGUGGCAAAAACAUGGACAGAACUUCUGAAACAUGUGAGAGAAACGCAUAAAGAGGAAAUACUAUGUGAAGUAUGCCAGAAAACAUUUAAACGCAAAGAUUACCUUAAGCAACACAUGAAAACUCAUGCCCCAGAGAGGGAGGUAUGUCGCUGUCCAAGAGAAGGCUGUGGAAGAACCUACACAACUGUAUUUAAUCUCCAAAGCCAUAUCCUCUCCUUCCACGAGGAAAGGCGCCCUUUUGUGUGUGAACACGCUGGCUGUGGCAAAACAUUUGCAAUGAAACAAAGUCUCACUAGGCAUGCUGUUGUACAUGAUCCUGACAAGAAGAAAAUGAAGCUCAAAGUCAAAAAAUCUCGUGAAAAACGGAGUUUGGCCUCUCGUCUCAGUGGAUAUAUCCCUCCCAAAAGGAAACAAGGGCAAGGCUUAUCUUUGUGUCAAAACGGAGAGUCACCCAACUGUGUGGAAGACAAGGUGCUCUCGACGGUUGCAGUACUUACCCUCAGCUAAGAACUGCACUGCUUUGUUUCAAGGACGGUAGACGAAGGAGCUUACUUUCUCUCAGAGCAUGCUUUUCUUUAUUAAAAUUACUGAUGCAGAAUAUUUGA